Podospora bellae-mahoneyi is the source of this 1110-nucleotide messenger RNA. RefSeq lists its product as uncharacterized. NCBI's taxonomy places the organism in Eukaryota, Fungi, Ascomycota, Sordariomycetes, Sordariales, Podosporaceae. Bases 379 to 1110 code for a protein of 243 amino acids. The record is from RefSeq and is a predicted model, not a curated record. The transcript is spliced from 3 exons.
CACACGUCUUGUUUGCCUGCCGGAGUGUCUGUUCAGCUCAAGUGUAGUCUCUGAAACGUAUGUAUGCGGUUAGUUGUUUGCCUGAUGGCUCGUCCGUGACUCGGAUGAAUAGUGAGCUUUGAGUAGUUGGCAGUGUUGAUGUGGGACUUGGCAUUAAAGCCUCACAACUAAAUACAGUCACAGGGGAAUCCUACAGCUCGAACGAGAUCGCAGUCACUCCGUCCUCACCGGACGAAAUGUCAAUAGGGUUAGGUCGGUAUGCAUCUUUCGGCAUGUCGGACCUUGAACAUGAGACCUUAAUGCUACUCACUCUGGCUUCUGUCCUGUUUCUCCCUUUUACUCUUUUCUUUGCUUUGAGAUGAGCGAUAACCACCCAACAUGGCGACAUAUCUCGAGUCCAAGCCAGGCUUUAUCGGCCUGCCCCAGAACUUUCUCCGCGCCGUCGGCUUGGGCAUCUUCACCAAGCUCGUCCAGCGCCCUGAGCCACCCAAGUUGCUCAUUCGAAAGUCGAGACGAGUUGCUUUGGCUCGAAGCGCUGUGCACAUUCUUCCCGCCACGAUAUCCAUCAUCUUGAUAUACAUCAAUCUUUCUGGGCGGUUCAUCGGGAGCGAACUUGAAGGACCGCAAGGAAAAGACAGCCUUAAGAUGGCGCUUUUGCAGGUUGCGGCCAAGCUACAGGAGCUGCUGGUGGUAGGAAGUAUGGGUACCAUUAUCUUCCACAUAAUUCGUCAAAGACUUUUUUCCAACGAUGGAAUUCCUCUCGGGUUGCUUGUCUCUGGCUGGUCGUUCAGCCAGCUUAGUUAUUUCUACUCCGGGGAGUUUUGGAGUGGCGUCUUGUCUCUGUUUCAGCCACCUUCUGGUCGCCUCAGAAGCCUGGCUUUGGUGCUGCUGUUACUAUUGAGUGGGAUCCUCGCCUUAAUGGCUGGCCCUGCGGCAGCUAUCAUCAUGAUACCGAGAAUCAUGGACCUGCCGGUUGGCGGAAGAACCGAAAACGACCUCUGGCCUAGCAUCCUCGACGGCUCAUAUCUCGCCGACUAUGACUGCUCUACUCCAGACAAGCAGCUAUAUGACCCCGCGUGCCCUUCUUCCAACUUUCUGCCUCUGCAUUAA